Messenger RNA from Saccoglossus kowalevskii, 837 nucleotides. RefSeq names its product galactosylceramide sulfotransferase-like. NCBI's taxonomy places the organism in Eukaryota, Metazoa, Hemichordata, Enteropneusta, Harrimaniidae. The record is from RefSeq and is a predicted model, not a curated record. Gene Ontology annotation, molecular function: galactosylceramide sulfotransferase activity. Gene Ontology annotation, biological process: glycolipid biosynthetic process. Gene Ontology annotation, cellular component: membrane.
AUGGCAAUACCUAAAAGGAAUCACAUAUUUUCACGAACAGAACUAUUCAAUAAAAAUAUGGUUUUAAAUUUCAAUGAUAUAAAGAAUUAUGACAUGUUGACCAAUCAUGCACGAUACAAUCGCCGUGAGUUUGUCUCACUGAUUCCAAAUGCAACCUACAUUACAAUAUUACGUCACCCUUUGCAACAGUUUGAAUCAGCAUUUGGGUAUUUUCAAUGGGGCAGGUUCAUUCCGACAAAGGACCCAAUCUCUGAAUUCUUACGCAAUCCCCAGCAAUACACCAGUGUGAUUCCUUGGAAUACUCGAAAUGGACAGCUGUUCGACCUUGGCCUGAGCUCAACACAGACACUGGAUGAGGAGAUGGUGAACGAGACAAUGAAAACCUUGCACAAAGAAAUGGAUGUUGUACUUAUCACUGAAUAUUUUGACGAGUCUUUAUUAAUAUUACGGGAUCUACUAUGUUGGUCUGUCAAUGAUAUAUUGUACAUGUCCAAUGGAAUACGGAGCGACAAUGGACAUAGCAAUCUGACAUCAACUGAUAAGGAUAAAAUACUAGAGUGGAAUAAGUCAGAUUUAAAGCUUUAUCUGUAUUUUAGGAAAGUAUUGUUCAAAAAAAUACGUGAGUACGGUCCAUGUUUCAAGCACCAUCUCCAGGAAUUCCGUAAACUCCAAAACGAAACACUUGAGAAGUGCAUUGAAAAGGAAAGGUUCAAAGAUAUUCAAGGAAAAGAAUUCCGACAUGUAUUGAAAGAGAAUGCCACAGAGUUUUGCAUUAAUGUUUGGAGGGGUGAUGUAACAUUUACUGAAUUGAACAGGAAACGGCUUUCUCAUCUCUAA